This is a messenger RNA of Temnothorax curvispinosus, 5298 nucleotides long. Its product is annotated as WD repeat-containing protein 44. The record is from RefSeq and is a predicted model, not a curated record. Gene Ontology annotation, molecular function: protein binding. Bases 160 to 2793 code for a protein of 877 amino acids. The transcript has 6 exons. Lineage: Eukaryota; Metazoa; Arthropoda; Insecta; Hymenoptera; Formicidae.
GUCUUUGUAAGGCCUGCCGAACCAAAACCGAUUAUCGAACCAAAGAGCCGCGUGUCUGCAGAUUCUGAGCAAAAUAAAGAAAAACUUGCCGAGGAUGGUAGAGAAUCCACCACAGACAAAACUGUAGGCAGAAGAAGAUUUCGUGAGCUUCGACAACGCAUGCAAACGGAAGAUGACGAUAUUCCAAUUAACAGUUCUCCUCCGGAUAGUCAGACAUCUUCCAUCGAGGGGCGAGUGGGCCGAAUUCUGGCGGGAGUCGCAGAUAACGCUUCUGGCGUACUUGUAUCUGGUAUAUCCCAGUGCCCUCCUCCUGCCGCCCUUACCCGCGAAGGUCAGAUGUCCUCCGUUGCUAGUAUUCCAAGCAAAGAGGAGGACACAACCUCUGGUAAGGUGUCCCAGUCUUCCAGCGUCCUUACGUUAUCAGGGGAUGUCCUGCAGGAAUCCUCUGUUAACGGUAGAUCCACGUAUGCUCCUCACUCGCAAAGUGAUAAGACUGUUAUGCUUCAAGAACCCGAUGUCAUCGCUAGUACAAAGAAUAACGGAAAAUCAGUGGAAGAUGUUGCGAUGCCUGGUGUACCCGUUGCUCCACCACGUCGUAAAAAGAAAACAAAGACAAGUACAUCGGGUGAUCUCGCUCCUUCCGCAGAGGUACUUGUUCCCGCGUCGCCGCUUCCAAGUCCAGCGAGUACUAUAGAAUCAAUAACUAAAGAAUUCGAGCACUCUCUCGAUAUUCGAUCCGCGACGAAAGGCCAAUACGUCGUUAAGCCACAAGAUGAAGAUAAAUUGAAAGCAGAAGGCCCAUCUACCGAGGAAUUAGAAAGGGUAGAAAGAAUGAAAGCAGAACUGCUUAGUCGAUCAAGCGAAAAGUCUAGUAGUCCGUUAGGAUCGGCGUCGAGCAACAGUAUCGGCCGUUAUUCUCUAGGUCCGCAUAAGCUCCCGGGCGUGAGUCCACAGGGUUCCAAAGAAAGACGUAAAUCUGCCGGUGAUCAAGAUUUGAUUAAGCAAUUAAAUAUGUUUGUAAGGACUAGGACGGAUUCUGGCAAGCGUCUUACCGAUAUGGAAAUUCUGGAACAAGUGCCUGUAACGAAUUUAGACACAGGGGAACAGGUGCCAUUAAGUAUAGCGGAAGAUAAAUUACCGCAGUGUAUCAAUCCUUUGUCAUUACACAUUAUGAGACUCACUAAAUCUAAAUACAUGAGCACGUCUAGUCUGGAGAAGGAAAAAGAGAGCGAUGAAGAAAGCGUAGAUAGUAAAAUGUCUAGUAUACCCCCGGACGAAGAUGUAUCCGUAGACAGAGUUCGUAAGCGGACGCAGAAGUUGAAACGAUUUCUAGGAUCGACCGUAAAAAAGACUAUGAACAAAGCCAAAUCUAUCGCGCAAGAAGUGUCGCACGCGAGACAUAAAGAAGAUGUCAUGGACAUAGUGGACGAAGUUUAUCCCGGUGAACAACAGUACAUAAAAUUGAAGGCAUCGAACAGUCACAAAGGUCCGUACGAGUUCAGUUGUCUGCAGCACGUUCAAGAUCUUAGCGGGGAACACGUAGGACCGGUCUGGUGCAUGAAGUUUUCAGCCUGCGGCCGACUGUUGGCCACUGCGGGACAAGAUCGCGUUCUACGAAUCUGGGUUCUGCGAGACGCCUUUACGUAUUUUCAGGACAUGCGAACCAAGUAUAACGCGGAGAAAGUCAGUCCUACUCCUUCACAGGAAUCUUUAGUCUCGCAGCAAUCCAUGGAAGAUCCCAACAUCGUGGCUAGUGCCUUCAGUGAGAUAGAAGGAACGAAAAGUCCGUUCAUGCCAAAGCCCUUUUGCACAUAUACCGGUCAUACCUCGGACUUGCUCGACGUCUCGUGGUCCAAGAACUAUUUCGUUUUAUCCUCGUCGAUGGACAAAACUGUACGGCUUUGGCACAUAUCCCGCAAGGAAUGCCUAUGUUGCUUUCAACACAUCGACUUUGUCACCGCCAUAGUAUUCCAUCCACGAGACGAUCGAUAUUUUCUCUCAGGAUCUCUGGACGGCAAAUUACGCCUAUGGAAUAUUCCAGAUAAAAAGGUCGCGGUAUGGAACGAAGUGGACGGACAAACAAAGUUGAUUACCGCGGCCAACUUUUGUCAAAAUGGGAAAUUCGCGGUUGUAGGGUCGUACGAUGGUCGUUGCAUAUUUUACAAUACCGAUCAAUUGAAGUACCAUACUCAGAUACACGUCCGAUCGACAAGGGGGAAAAAUUCCACCGGUCGCAAGAUCAGUGGAAUCGAGCCUAUGCCGGGAGAAGACAAAAUAUUGGUUACAUCGAACGACAGUCGCAUUCGUCUGUACGAUCUGAGAGACUUAAACUUGUCGUGCAAAUACAAGGGAUAUGUCAACGUCAGUAGUCAAAUUAAAGCGAGUUUCAGCCCAGACGGGCAAUAUAUAGUUAGCGGUUCUGAAAAUCAGUGCAUUUAUAUCUGGAAGACCCAUCACGAUUAUUCCAAAUUUUCUAGCGUUCGUAGGGAUCGAAAUGAUUUCUGGGAGGGCAUAAAGGCGCAUAACGCCGUAGUAACGUGUGCCGUGUUUGCACCGAAUCCAGACAGUAUUAUCAAGCAAAUCGAAGCGAGAGAACAAUGGGAGAGCAAGGAGGAGAAAGGCGUGGAUAGUUGCAACGUAAGUGUCAUUCCCGUUGAUCCUGUCGUCGAGCAACGCACUAAGGGUUGCGGAGGUCACGUUCUCGUAAGCGCCGAUUUCAAUGGGUGUAUAAAGGUUUUUUUAAACAAGACAAAACCGAAGCACAGUUCCCUACCGGCAUCUGCACUUGCAUAAUGUAACGUAACGUAAUGUGUAACGUAUGCACGAGCGUAUUUUGUUGCGUGAAUGCGCGUUCCCUUGCCUCCUUUCGCCGCUUAUAGGUUUGUCUCGAACGGUAUUUUUUCCUUAACGGUAUUUUUAUGCCAGGUACACAAGCAUUACUUAAUCUUUGUGAGUACGCGUGCGCAUGUAUGCAUGUAAAUAGUUUUAAAUGAUUUAUAUACAUAUAUAUGUAUGUAUGUACAUCAAUGACAAAGAUUUCUUUCUUAAAAUCGUGCACGUUUAAGUUUAAAAACAACUGAUAUCUGUCAAUUCCAACGUAAUACGCUCUAAUGGGAAUACAUAAUACCGCAGUGUAAAUUUCCCUGAAAGUUUUAUUGUGUUAGAUAAAACAAAUUUUGUGUACAUACUUGCAUAUUUCUAACGGAUGUCUAAAAAAUUUUUCCAUUUUUUGCUUCCUUCGUAUCACGACUCGCGACAGUGCUGGUCCACUGUUACCAAGAAAAAAAAAAGAGAUAAAAGUUACUAAUAUUCCACAAAGAGAGAUUUAUCAAAAUUAUAUCAUAAUACGAUAGCGAUAAGUCGUUAGUGUGUGGACAUGCCACAAAUUUCGAAUUGUUCUUGAACACUGUAUGUACGAUAAAGGCACAAUGAAGACGAGAGCACCUUGGUGAAAACGAAGUAUAAAAAGGAAGUACGGAUGAUGGCAAAAUAUCCGAGAAUAGCUCCUUUCAUUCGUUAUAUAUGUCAAAGAUCUCUCAGAUCUAUAAAAGUGACUUGAUUAUUUAUUGGUAGUGAAACAGGUUAAAAUAGGGAUUGCUAAUUUUUACAAACAUUGAAUCAGAUUUUGCAAAAUUCUAAUGCUUUCUAAAUCGUGUUCUUGUCGAGAACACAUAUAAUAGUUGUAAGAUAGCGUAACACAUCGAAGACAAUAUCAAAGAUGUUUUAAAACUAAAAUGUAUCAUACGUGCGUUGUUUGUUUUUUUACGCAUUUUAAAAAGUGUAAUAAAACGCCGUAUCUUUAUCGUAAAAUUUUAAAUAACGCAUACGAGACACGCUACAAUUGGACAUUGUGCUAUAUACAUAUAACAUAAUACAACGUUAGUUACCGUGAUUAAGCGUACAUAUGUAGUUUAUAUCUCGUACAUUGAUACUUUAUGUAAAAAUUGUCAUAUGCUCACGGUACUCGCUGAUCUAGAGUUUAAUAUCGUACAUAAGAUAUAUUGGAUUAAUAUCGAUGCAAAUCAUGUACUUUCGCGUUCUGCCAAUUGUAAGAACGGAAAUUAUUAUUCACAUGUAUAUAGGUCGCGCGCGAAAGGACAGCGUUUGAUACUCUUUGUUUGAGAUUACAUGCACACUUGUUUUUUUUUUUGCACAACCCCGAUAGGAAAAGAUUUAUAACAUUAGGUGCUUUCCAUUUACAUCAAAACUCAGAUAAUUCUCACUUGUGACGUCGUUCUAUCCUUUUUGGGAAUUAAUGAAUAAUAAAGACAGAAUGACCACAAGUGAGAAUUAUCUGAGUUUUGAUGUAAAUGGAAAGCAACUAUUAUAUAUGACGAAAUCUGUAUGAACGUGGGAAUACUGCAAUUAUCUCAAUAUUUGCUACAAUAUAUUAGUAGAUAGUUUAGACCUUUGCGCAAAUAUCGUUGAAUAUUUGCACAAUUUAUUUCUAAAUAUUAUUUCAGCAAAAUAGCAGCGUUAUGAGGAAUUAUCUUAGCGGAAUAUUUGCAAAAUUAAAUUUGGAAAAAACGUGGGAAAUAAUUGUGAAAUAAUUAAAAAAUAUGUCAGAGUUUUAUUAUACAUAAACCGGUAAAUAUGUACUCCUGUAUUACGUAGCAUAUUCUCUGUUUGCUGAGUCGCUGAUAAAUAGCAUCUUUUUUGUGAUGUUGCUUAUUCUAAAUAUCGAAAUAAUUGUGCAACAUUUUAACUUUCAAUUAAAUUUCUCAAUUUUUGUGCAAAUAUUUAGAAAUUUUAUGCCGGCAAGAACGCUGCGUUAUAAGGAAUCAUCUUAGGAUAAUAAUCGCGUGAAAUUUCUCUCAAUUGAAUGAUGCAAUUAUUGUACAAUAUUUGCACAAUUUUUCUAUCGGGGUAGUUAUAUGUAAUUUAGAAACAUAAGGCUCGUAUUCAUAUAUAGUUCGUUCUUAAGUAUAUAUUAUUAUUCAAGACCGUCUUAAGUGUAGUCUUCAGAUACUAAUACGGCUCUGCGAUGAUUGGUUGAUAACGUUUUAAGAUUGCACAUACUUAAGACGGUUUUAAAUAUAUAAGAACAAACUAUACUGGCCAUAAUCACUCAUAAGACGUCGAAAUAUAUGUAUAUUCGAAUCGGAUCAAGUUUAUAGCCACAAUUGUAAAAUGAUUAACAUUUGCAGUGUAAUGAGCCAGCUAGAUACGAGUUUCACAGAUAGCGUAAAAUACGUUUAAAUUGUAUCGCGAUUACAAUGUGUAAGUAUGCAGGGAAGAAUUGUAAUUAUUAUUUUGUGUAAACGCAAAUUGUAAAUAUAUAAUUAUAGUGCAUCGAUA